Messenger RNA from Engraulis encrasicolus (European anchovy), 1215 nucleotides. RefSeq names its product zona pellucida-like domain-containing protein 1. The coding region runs from base 1 to 1215 and encodes 404 amino acids. The record is from RefSeq and is a predicted model, not a curated record. Gene Ontology annotation, cellular component: cell surface. Lineage: Eukaryota; Metazoa; Chordata; Actinopteri; Clupeiformes; Engraulidae. The transcript has 9 exons.
AUGUUGUUCCUAUGCUGUGUGCUGCUAUCCGUCGUCCUGCGUCCGGUUUUCACUUCCAAUUACAGUUGCUCCGCAGACUACGAGCGCGUCCCAGACAACAAUGACCUGAGCGUGGACUGUGGCACCAGUGCCAUCCUGCUGGAGGUGAACCUCUGCACGGCCGAGUGGUCGGGCUUCGACCCAAACCAGCUGGCGCUGAACGGGGAGCACAACAACUCCCUCUGCCAGGGCACCAUCGACACCAGCGUCGACCCGCCUGUCAUACGCUACCAGCUGCACGUCAACCACACUGACUCCAACCCCUGCAGACAGAGCCUACAGAUAGUGACAGAGACCCCGGACCCUGACAGUGCGUUCAGCCACUUCUCCAGCAUCCAGUCUGUGGUGAUCACGGGCUUCAUAGACACGCCGCGCUCCUCCGUCGGCAUCAUCAGCUACUCCACUGACCUCUACUACCACUUCUCAUGUCGCUACCCACUGGAGUACCUCAUCAACAACACGCAGAUCAUGGCGUCCUCAGUGUCAGUGGCCACGAGUGACAACAACGGCACCUUCAUCGAUACACUACGAAUGAAUCUCUACAAUGACAGCGGGUUCGACACUCCUCUGGCUGUCCCCUCCUCCGGCCUGGAGCUGAGGACACCAGUCUUCGUGGAGGUGAAGGCCAUCAACCUCACAGGAAACUUCCACCUGUUGCUGGAUCACUGUUUCGCCACGCCAACGGCCUACAGCCAGACCAACCAAGAGAAACAUGACUUCUUCAUCGGGUGUGAUGCACAACCCAAGACCACUAUGCUGAAGAACGGGUUGGGGAAGAACGCACAGUUCUCUUUCGAGGCGUUCCGCUUCGUGCAGCACCGCGACCAGGACAAGUCCAGCAUCUAUGUGCACUGCAUCCUGCGCCUGUGCGAGCCCGACAAGUGCCAGGAGGUCCUCAAUAUGUGCAACAGCGGCAGUAACAGUGGACGUCGGAGAAGGAGGGACGUGACUCCGUUCGGGUCUGAGUCCGCUGAGUCUGCCACCGUCACCAUGGGACCCAUCUACACCAAGACAGAGACUGGGGAGACUACGCGAGAGGAGUCCAAGACGAACGUGGUGGGUGUGGUGGUGGGGGUGAUCUUCGCCACGGCGGGGGCGGUGCUCCUGGUGCUCGCGGGCUGGUUCACCCUCAAGAAGUACUACUGGGGCGGCGGAUUGGUCCAGGGAUUUGACUGA